This is a messenger RNA of Galeopterus variegatus (Sunda flying lemur), 1994 nucleotides long. It is a transcript of the gene SLC46A1, whose product is annotated as solute carrier family 46 (folate transporter), member 1. Gene Ontology annotation, molecular function: transmembrane transporter activity. Gene Ontology annotation, biological process: transmembrane transport. The record is from RefSeq and is a predicted model, not a curated record. Bases 1 to 1386 code for a protein of 461 amino acids. Gene Ontology annotation, cellular component: plasma membrane. The transcript is spliced from 6 exons. Lineage: Eukaryota; Metazoa; Chordata; Mammalia; Dermoptera; Cynocephalidae.
AUGCGCGCAAAAGCCUUAACCCAUGCCAAGUACAUAUCCCGCGCCCGCACCCCAGCCGCCGUGCUGUGCCGCGGCCUGGUGGAGCCGCUCGUCUUCCUGGCCAACUUUUCCGUGGUCCUGCAGGGCCCGCUCACCACGCAGUACCUAUGGCACCGCUUCAGCACCGACCUCGGCUACAAUGGCACCCGCCACAGGGGGGACUGCAGCAACCUCAGCGGGGACCCCACCAUGCAGGAAGUGGAGACCCUUACCUCCCACUGGACCCUCUACAUGAACCUGGGUGGCUUCUUGGUGGGGCUCUGCUCGUCUACGCUGCUGGGAGCCUGGAGUGACCACGUGGGCCGCCGCCCGCUGCUGGUGCUGGCCUCUCUGGGCCUGCUGGUCCAGGUCGUGGUGUACAUCUUUGUGGUGCAGCUGCAGCUCCACGUCGGCUUCUUCGUGCUGGGCCGCAUCCUUUGUGCCCUCUUCGGCGACUUCAAUGGGAUCCUGGCUGCUAGCUUUGCCUCUGUGGCAGAUGUCAGCUCCAACCACAGCCGCACCUUCCGAAUGGCCUUGCUGGAAGCAUGCAUCGGUGUGGCAGGGAUGCUGGCCAGCCUCCUGGGGGGCUACUGGCUCCGGGCCCAGGGUUAUGCCAACCCCUUCUGGCUGGCUUUGGCCUUGCUGAUAGCCGUGGCUCUUUAUGCAGCAUUGUGCUUUGGUGAGACCGUGAAGGAGCCCAAGUCCACCCGGCUCUUUACACUCCGUCAUCACCGAUCUAUUGUCCAACUCUAUGUGGCUCCGGCCCCAGAGAAGUCCAGGAAGCAUUUAGCCCUGUACUCGUUGGCCAUCUUCAUGGUGAUCAUCGUGCACUUCGGGGCCCAGGACAUCCUGACCAUCUAUGAACUGAGCACGCCUCUCUGCUGGGACUCCAGGCUAAUCGGCUAUGGUUCUGCAGCUCAAUACUUCCCCUACCUCACCAGCUUGCUGGGCCUGAGGCUUCUGCAAUGCUGCCUGGCCGACACCUGGGUGGCCGAGAUUGGCCUGGCCUUCAAUAUCGUGGGAAUGGUGGUGUUUGCAUUUGCUACCACCACACCCCUCAUGUUCACAGCGUAUGGGUUGCUCUUUCUGUCAUUAGUCACAACACCUGUCAUCCGGGCCAAGCUCUCCAAGCUGGUGAGCAAGUCAGAGCACGGUGCUCUCUUUUCUGCUGUGGCCAGUGUGAACAGCUUGGCCAUGCUGAUGGCCUCUGGCAUCUUCAACUCACUUUACCCAGCCACUCGGAACUUCAUGAAGGGGUUCCCCUUCCUCCUGGGAGCUGGCCUCCUCUUCAUCCCAGCCAUUCUGAUUGGGAUUCUGGAAAAGGCUAUUCCUCGCCCUGAAUUCCAGCAGUUUCCCCACAGCCCCUGAUCUGCCUGGACCAGACGACAGAGGGCCAGAGGAGCAGAGUGAACUUGAACCAGCUGAAAGUGUGCAUCUGGGAGCCCAGCCCACAGCAGCCCCAGCAGCUCCUCUGACAGGGCACAGUGCUCACCUGGGAGCAGGUGGUCAAGCUAGAACAAGGCACCACCUCAUCCACAGCUGAGCCAGCCUCUGACUAGGACUCAGACAGGCCCACUCCAGGGUGGGUGGCAGGGGAGCUAUUUGGGACGGGGGUCUGUUCAUCUUUAUGCCAUCCGUCACUUAGAACCCUGCAGGGGAGAGGAGAGGUCCUGAUGGAGGUAACACUUUAGGGACCAGAUAAAGCAUGAGGGUUGGCAUCUCCUUCCAGCCCCAAGUGCGCAGCCCACGGUACUGUGUUCCUGAGGUGUGCAGCUGCCACCAGUCACUCCUUAAUGAAUAUGGGACCUGCUUAAUGCAGCUUUGGGGGAAGAGGGGACAUGGGGGGGGCCUGGUACCCCCUGGAGAGAGAGUGCUGCUGUUGCUUGGGGUCAGGGAAUCAAUCCUUGGCUAUGGUCUGCCCACCCCUAGGCUUAACACUGCCAUUUGUCAUAAUAAAUCCAUUUAAUCAGACUGAA